GAAAGACUUGCACCUCCCACCUCAUGGGCCGUUGCUGCCUCUUGGGCGUUCAAUGGCGAGCGCAUCGACCACAGCAGAGUUUUCGGAAUUCAAUGCCAACGCGGUGUUGGAGAUCUUUGAACGCUGGGAUGAGGACCAUAGUGGCUACAUUGACCGGUACGAGUUGUCGAGGAUCAUGUACAAGGUCUCACCUUCCUUGAGCAUGGACCAGAUCGAUACUCUUCUUGGUUGCAUCGACACCAACCUCGAUGGAGUCGUCGACUACAAAGAGUUUGUAGCCUGGCUCACGAACCGAUCAGCUCAGUACACUGUGGGAACGGACGGCUGGAUCUCACCCUUCGAUUUGAAGACCAUGCUUAAGCCUCUUUUCGAGAUGUGGGACAAGGAUGGCAGUGGUCAUAUCACGAGGGACGAGUUUUACGAGAUCGCUCAGAUCCUUAGCAACUCUCUUCGACUCCACCCAUUAGCCAAGGGUGACUCUCUGGUGGUGGACUUUGAAGUGAAAGAGUUUGUCUCCUUGGAUGAAUUUGUCGGGUGGCAGGUGGGUGUCCUGCAGCGAUCUGGAGUCCCUAACAACAAAGUGCCUGACUUGGUGAACACUCUGGUGGACGCCUUGAAAUGCAUUUUUGAAAUCGAGCAGCUGGAAAGUAAGGGCACAUCAAGUGAGAAGCUCUACGGCGCGCUGUCAAAUAGGAUUGAAGUUGUCGCAAAAACCACUCGUCAGCUCUACGCGCCCAAGCUGUCGGAUGUGGAGCCUGAACAUCAGGCCCAACUCAUCAAGGAAGCCAGCGCAAGCCGCUGGUGCCAGCCGCCAACACCACUGGAUAUGCAGAUACUCGCACGCACCUUUGCAAAGGAGAAAGGCUUGCGGCCUGUCGGUUUUGAAGUGGCCAAAAACUCCAAAAGCUCUAAACCACCUUCAAAUUUAAGUUCGCGGACGAGCAAGAAGAGGAUAAGCUUUCGUAGUCAUGUACAACUUGUGCAACACUCCUUGGGGCAGAUCGUGUGUGUGAUCCCGGCGAUCAAUGAUGGUCGAUUUGAAGAUGACCAGGGCCCAAAUUGGUUCGCGCAAGUAGACCGCACAACCAUUGGAGAAGAUGACAAAGCAAAUGAAGAUAUCCUCACUUAUGAGCUGGAUAGAAGUGGUGAGAUGCCAGAAUGGCGAUUUUGCAAGGACUCCAAGGGCUUCAAGAACGCCUUUGAAGCACUUCCAAAGGAUCUGCAACUCUUGGGCCUUUUGAAGGGGCAUGCCCUGAUGGGGGACAAGCUCAGUUGGCAUGCCGUGCAGACAACCUUGGAGCGUGCUGUAAGAGCGGACAUUUUGACAGCUGACCAGUCUGAACGGGUGCAGAAGGACAUGAUGAUCCGAGCGUCGGAGUCUGUGAGAGAGAGCCGUUGCAUCCCUGAGCUCAAGGAGUUGGGCCUGACAUUAGAAGAUGCCAUCAAAGAAUAUCUCGAGCGAGAGGUGGUCUUUACACCGCUGGAUGUCAUCACAGAGUGUGCAGUCUUGGACUUUCUCCAGGUGGGUGACGAUGCCUCAAAGUACCUGAAAGGUGAGAAGCCGCAGUGACAGUGUUGUGCAUGUGGAACUUGGAACAACAGCAGCAUACGGUUGCUGUGGCUUUAAAC
Molecule: messenger RNA, 1629 nt
Organism: Durusdinium trenchii
Lineage: Eukaryota; Dinophyceae; Suessiales; Symbiodiniaceae
Source: the annotation of a GenBank genome assembly